This is a messenger RNA of Lizanozyma spartinae, 3252 nucleotides long. RefSeq names its product isoleucine--tRNA ligase (gene ILS1). The coding region runs from base 1 to 3252 and encodes 1083 amino acids. Gene Ontology annotation, molecular function: ATP binding; tRNA binding; aminoacyl-tRNA deacylase activity. The transcript has a single exon. Gene Ontology annotation, biological process: isoleucyl-tRNA aminoacylation. The record is from RefSeq and is a predicted model, not a curated record. Lineage: Eukaryota; Fungi; Ascomycota; Pichiomycetes; Serinales; Debaryomycetaceae.
AUGUCAGAACAAGGUGUUGGUCAAUUCUUCAACUUCCCUGUAGAGGAGGAGAAGAUCAUUGAACAAUGGGACGAGAUUGACGCAUUUCAAAGAUCUUUAGAGAUCACCAAGGACUUACCACCAUUUGCAUUCUUUGAUGGUCCACCAUUUGCUACUGGUACUCCACAUUAUGGUCAUAUUUUAGCAUCUACAGUUAAGGAUAUCAUUCCUCGUUAUGCUACCAUGAACGGUCACUAUGUUGAAAGAAGAUUCGGUUGGGAUACUCAUGGUUUACCAGUUGAGCACGAAAUUGACAAGAAAUUGGGUAUCACUGGUAAGGAAGAUGUGAUGAAUAUGGGUAUUGAUAAAUAUAAUGCUGAAUGUCGUGCUAUUGUUAUGAGAUAUGCCGAUGAAUGGCGUAAAACUAUCCGUAGAUUGGGUAGAUGGAUUGAUAUGGAUAACGAUUAUAAAACAUUGUACCCUUCUUUUAUGGAAUCUGUUUGGUGGGUUUUCAAGGAGAUUUAUAAGAAGAAUAAUGUUUACAGAGGUGUUAGAGUUAUGCCUUAUUCCACUGGUUGUACUACCCCAUUGUCUAACUUUGAAGCUCAACAAAACUAUAAGGAUGUUAAUGAUCCCGCAGUUACCAUAGGGUUUCCCUUGGUUGAAGAUGAAAACACUUGGUUGGUGGCUUGGACUACUACUCCAUGGACGUUACCUUCAAACAUUGGUGUGGCUGUCCAUCCAGAGUUAGAAUACGUGAAAAUUUUUGAUGAAGAAAAGCAAAGACACUACAUUUUGAUGGAAUCAUUGUUAUCUACUUUGUAUAAGAAACCUGCUAAAGCUAAGUUUAAGGUUGUUGACAGAUUCUUAGGUAAAACCUUGGAAGGUAAGAAAUAUGUUCCUUUAUUCCCAUACUUUUACGAAAAGUUUAAGGAACGUGCAUUCAAGGUUACUUGUGCUGAUUAUGUUACUUCUGAUUCCGGUACUGGUAUUGUCCAUCUUGCUCCAGCUUUUGGUGAAAUCGAUUUUACUGCUGCUAUGGAUAAUGGUAUUAUUAGUGCAGAUGUUCUUCCCCCCAACCCAGUUGAUGAUCGUGGUUGUUUCACUAAAGAGGUUUCUGAUUUUGAAGGUAUAUACGUGAAAGAGGCAGAUAAGUUAAUUAUCAAGAAGUUGACUGAAGAAGGUAGAUUACUUGUUAGCAGUCAAAUUAUGCACUCUUAUCCAUUCUGCUGGAGAUCAGAUACUCCAUUAUUAUACAGAACAGUUCCUGCUUGGUUUGUUCGUGUUACUCCAGUUGUAGACGAUAUGUUAAAGAACGUUUCAGAAACUAAUUGGGUUCCUCAAGUUAUCAAGGAAAAGAGAUUUUCCAAUUGGAUUGCCAAUGCUAGAGAUUGGAAUAUUUCAAGAAACAGAUAUUGGGGUACUCCAAUGCCCAUAUGGGUUUCUGAUGAUUAUGAAGAAAUGGUUUGUAUUGGAUCCAUUGAAGAAUUGAAACAAUUAUCUGGUCGUGAUGAUAUCACUGAUCUUCAUCGUGAUAGUAUUGAUGAUAUCACAAUUCCUUCUCAACAAGGCAAGGGUGUUUUGAGGAGAGUUGAAGAAGUUUUUGAUUGUUGGUUUGAAUCUGGUGCCAUGCCUUAUGCUUCCAAACAUUAUCCAUUCGAAAACGAAGAAAGCUUUAAAGGUGCUUACCCUGCUAACUUUAUUUCUGAAGGUUUAGAUCAAACAAGAGGUUGGUUCUAUACCUUAACUGUUUUGGGUACUCAUUUGUUCAACACUGCUCCUUACAAGAAUGUUAUUGUUAGUGGGUUGGUGUUGGCUGCAGAUGGUAAGAAGAUGUCUAAACGUUUGAAGAAUUAUCCUGAUCCUUCUUUGGUUUUGGAAAAGUAUGGUGCUGAUGCUUUAAGAUUAUAUUUGAUUAACUCUCCUGUUUUAAGAGCUGAAACCUUGAAAUUUAAGGAAGAAGGUGUUAAGGAUGUUGUUUCAUCUGUUUUAUUGCCAUGGUAUAAUUCCUAUAAGUUCUUGAAGGAAGCUGCUGAUCUCUUCAAGAAGGAAAAUAAUGAAGAAUUUAUCUAUAACCCAGACUUGAAGUCUUCUAAUGUUAUGGAUAGAUGGUUAUUGGCAGCCAUUCAAACCUUAAUCAAGAAUAUUGACACUGAAAUGGAACAAUACAAGUUAUACACUGUUGUACCUAAAUUGUUAACCUUUAUUGAUGAUUUGACUAAUUGGUAUAUUAGAUUCAAUCGUCGUAGACUUAAGGGUUAUACUGAUGAAGGUAUUGAAGACACCAAGAUGGCCCUUAAUACCUUGGCUGAAGGUUCUUUGACCUUAACAAGAGCCAUGGCACCUUUCACUCCUUAUUUGGCAGAUGGUAUUUACACUAGAUUGACUGGAUAUUUCAAGAAGGAAUACUUGGAAAGCAUUUCUAUUAAUGCUAAAUUACCUGAUACCAGAUCAGUUCAUUUCUUAAAGUAUCCUACCCCCAAUAAGGAAUAUGCUGAUGAAGCUAUUGAAUUGGCUGUUUCAAGAAUGCAAAGUGUUAUUGAAUUGGGUCGUAACAUUAGAGAAAAGAAGAUGAUUUCUUUGAAGACUCCAUUAAAGGAAUUGGUUGUUAUUCAUCAUGAUCCAAAGUUUUUGGAAGAUGUUGAAUCUUUAAAGAAUUAUAUCAUUGAAGAAUUAAAUGUCAGAAACCUUGUUAUUACUCAAGAUGAAGACAAAUAUGGUGUUGAAUAUAGUGUUGUUGCCGAUUGGCCAGUGUUGGGUAAGAAAUUAAAGAAGGAUGCUAAGAGAGUUAAAGCUGCUUUACCAAGCGUAACUUCUGAUGAAGUUAAAGUAUUUGCUGAAUCAGGUAAGAUCACAGUUGAUGGUAUCGAUUUGGUUAAGGAAGAUUUACAAAUCUUGCGUGGGUUACCUGAAGAUAAGACAUCUCAUGGUUGUGAAGUUAGAUCCUCUGGUCAGUUGUUAAUUAUUUUGGAUGUUAACUCUUAUCCUGAAUUACAAAGUGAAGGUUUAGCCAGAGAAAUCAUUAAUCGUGUUCAAAGAUUACGUAAGAAGGUUGGUUUAAAUACCACUGAUGAUGUUGCUGUUGAAUAUAAUUUGAUAAAAGAUACCAUUGACUUUGCCAGUGUCAUUGAGACCAAUAAGGACUUGCUUUCCAAAUGUUCAAAGAAACCAUUGGUAGAAUUCAGUCAAGUUGAGAACCAAAACCAAAUCAUUGCUGAUGAAGAACAAACCAUUAAUGAUACUGUUUUCAACUUAAGAUUGUUGAAAUUGUAA